Polyodon spathula (Mississippi paddlefish) is the source of this 2340-nucleotide messenger RNA. RefSeq names its product stomatin-like protein 2, mitochondrial. The transcript has 10 exons. Lineage: Eukaryota; Metazoa; Chordata; Actinopteri; Acipenseriformes; Polyodontidae. The record is from RefSeq and is a predicted model, not a curated record. Gene Ontology annotation, cellular component: membrane.
UCUAACUUUGCGUGCUUCCUGCUGUCUGUCAGGUGGAGGGUCACAGAAGAAGCGUUUGUGGUUUCAGCGUGGAUUUCUCUAGAAAUAAACAAGAAAUAAGCAAACAUGCUCAGGACAGUUUGUCGGGCCGGCGGAGCCCUUUUGAAGCACUCCAGACGGGGGGUGCCAGUGGAGUGGAUGGCCCCAGCCCAGCAGCGAUGGGUAUCCAGCAAUCCCAUGAACACUAUGAUCCUGUUUGUCCCACAGCAAGAGGCCUGGGUGGUGGAGAGGAUGGGGCGCUUUCACAGGAUACUGGAGCCUGGUUUAAAUGUCCUCAUUCCAGUGUUAGAUAAAAUCCGGUAUGUGCAGAGCCUUAAGGAAAUUGUAAUUGAUGUUCCAGAGCAGUCUGCCGUAUCCCUAGAUAACGUGACACUACAAAUAGAUGGGGUGCUGUAUCUACGAAUAAUGGACCCUUUUAAGGCUAGUUACGGUGUUGAAGACCCAGAAUAUGCUGUGACACAGCUGGCUCAAACCAACAUGCGCUCAGAGCUCGGAAAGCUAACACUUGAUAAGGUUUUUCGGGAAAGAGAGAGCCUGAAUGCCAACAUUGUAACCUCAAUAAACCAGGCAGCAGAUGAGUGGGGGAUCCGGUGUCUGAGAUACGAGAUCAAAGACAUCCAUGUCCCUCCCAGGGUCAAAGAGUCCAUGCAGAUGCAAGUGGAGGCAGAGAGGAGGAAGCGAGCCACAGUGUUGGAGUCCGAGGGAUCCAGGGAAGCUGCCAUCAACGUAGCUGAGGGGCAGAAACAAGCCCAGAUCCUGGCUUCUGAGGGACAGAAGGCUGAGCAGAUCAACAGGGCUGCUGGUGAGGCCAGCGCUGUUUUAGCAAAAGCAGAAGCAAAAGCAAAAGCUAUUAGGCUGCUGUCGGGUUGUCUUUGAUUGCAGAAUGGGAACGCUGCAGCCUCUCUCAGCAUAGCAGAGCAGUAUGUGGCAGCAUUCUCCAACCUAGCGAAGGAAUCCAACACCAUCCUUCUCCCGUCCAACACUGGGGACAUCAGCAGCAUGGUCACCCAGGCUAUGGGUAUAUACAGCACCUUAGCGAAACAAACUGUGAACGCCUCAGAGAUCAGAGAAACAGAAGCUCAGACAGCCCAGAGAGCGGCUUUGGAGGAACCAGCAGAAAACAAUCCCCAGCCACCGCAGUACAGUUAAUGCAGAACUAGCACAAGAGAGACAGCAACACGGCCUAGGAUUGUACUCAUUUCAGUUCUUGAAGUGUCUUUGCAAGAGGUUGAGGAGACCGUAUUGGGGUCAUUUUGUUUUAUUUAUGUUUUCCGGAGGAAGUCUGGCCAUGUGGUUGGAGCUGGGAGCACACAGGAGAUCUUUUGUUUUUCAAAACCCCAGAUCAGCUGCAGUAUGCAUCAAGAAGGGGAGCCGCUAGGUUCCCUUUGUCCCUCCGGAGGCCCUGGAAUUUGGAAUAAGUAAAACCACACUGGGUGUAUGACUAUCCACAUAGAGGAGACACCAUUUAAAAGAUGUAUUUACACACUGGUGUCCAGCAGUUUCCAAAUACCAGGGCUUUCCUCUAAAUUCACCUUUAGUGUUGAGUCGCUUAUCAUUGUGGUGUGACCUGCUUUACACAGUAGGUGAAAGGGAACAAUUUAAAAGAAAGUCCAUUAAAAUGGCAUUUUGAAGAUAUUUUAUUAUUUACGUUAUUUUAUUAUUUACGUAUAGCCCCAUACUCAUUCUCAAACAUGUCAAUCUCAUAUACUGUAGAGGGUGCAAAGAUACUGUUAAUAUUCUGAACUGAGCUAUCUGUUUAUUCAGUUCACAGAUGCUAGCCCCCUACAAAUGUGCUCUUCCCAAGAUGUGUAUUUGGUUCAAUACUGCAGCUCCAUGUGGCUGUUAACAGUCCAGUCUUUGGCUUAAAUUAAGACCGAAAUAUUAAUUUUAAGGCUGUACUCGCUACCUCUGAAACGUAUGGAAUGUUCUACCUAAAAUCAAAGUAAAAUACUAAUUACAGUUUCAAUAUAAACCUGGCUCACUUCAGUACGCAAUUCAGUGUAUUAGUCCACAUUGUGGCUGUUUUUUUAUUUUUUAUAUUAACCUGUAAUGCCAAAUAUUUUUCUAGCUAGUUUGCUGAUUGAAUGGGGCCCAGGCAGAUAAAUUGACUCUUUAAACAGGGCUUGUGCAGUUCAAUGAUACAUCUUGGUCUAUUUAUAAAGCUUCAGUUAUCAAUCCCUGUGUUAUGAUAAUUUACAAAAAUAUUUCUUAUGUAACUUUUUAAUUAAACUGAUAAAAUGUGGAACGUUCUCCCUGGAUUAUGUGAAACUGUAAUAUACCAAGUUUGAAUUGAAUUGCUCA